AAUCUUGUGUAGUGAAAAUUUUUGUUCAUUCAACUCAUCGUCGGACAUGAAACAGAGUGGAAAGCAGCAUUAGUGUGUGGCAAAUAAAAAUCAAAACUCGUGCGAUUCAGUGUAUUUUCACUUGAUUUUUGCUGGUAAACUGAUUUCAACUGUUAGUUGACUGUCCUGUUUUAUUGGGACGAAAAAGAAAAGCUUGAAAUUGUUUCUAUUAGGUUAAAAAGAAAUAAUUGGAAAAUAGGGCAGCGUGAGCUGUUCUACGUCGUGUGUGUGUGUUGUUUGUGGUGGGAAAGAAAAACCAACAGCUCAUCAGGCGCAGAGGGGCUCCCCAGCGCAGCAGCCAGCGACUACAGUUCGAACAGUCUGGCGGAAAGGUGCGACGGAUCAGACUAGUGUGUAAACAGAAGACGGACGCAGUGAGGUACUGAAAAGAAAAAUAGAUCAUCGGAAAAUCCCCCUGUGACGAUAGGGAGGAAAAAGUUUUGGUAUAGUGCUGCAGCUGAAAAAGGACUGCUAUCAGGUUUGUUUCUACCAUGGCCGAUCAAAAUGAGAAAAUUCUGCAUCGGUUACUACAGAUUGAUGGCAAUAACGAGUGUGCAGACUGCGGAACGAGAAAUCCCGAAUGGGCCUCUUACAACAUUGGCAUUUUCCUGUGCACUCGAUGCUGCGCCGUCCAUCGAAACAUGGGCGCUCACAUAACGAAAGUAAAGCACCUGAAGUUAGACAAAUGGGAGGAUAGCCAGCUCGAGCGGAUGAUCGAAGUCGGCAACAAAGCGUCGAAGCUAAAGUACGAACACCGAGUCCCUGCCUGCUAUCGACGACCGAAGGAAAAUGAUCCUCAAGUUCUCAUCGAACAGUGGAUCCGUGCCAAGUACGAACGGCUUGAGUUCUGUAUGAACGAACGACCCAUUUACACCUCCGGCCAUAUGGAAGGCUUCCUGAUGAAGCGCGGCAAAGAGGAUAGUCGCUACCAGCUGCGCAAGUUUGUUUUGUCCGAGGCGGACGACACACUGCGUUACUACGUCAAAGAAAAACGUGAACCAAAGGCAAUCCUAAGAAUUUCCGACCUGAAUGUUGUAUACGCACCAGCCAAGCUGGGAAACCCCAACUCUUUGCAGUUAACUUUCAUGAAAGACGGCACAACGCGGCACAUUUAUGUGUACCAUGAUGAACCGAAGGAGAUUAACAACUGGUAUAUGGCGAUACGGUGCGCGAAACUGCAUCGACUGCAGAUAGCUUAUCCCAGUGCUGCUGAAAGCGACCUGAUGGAUUAUUUAACGCAUGACUUCGCUCGUGAAGGUUGGUUGCUGAAAACUGGACCUCGAACAACUGACAGCUAUAAAAGACGUUGGUUCACGUUAGAUGACCGUAAGUUGAUGUACCACGAUGAUCCGCUGGACGCCAAUCCGAAGGGUGAAAUUUUCCUGGGCAAUCAGUUAGAUGGCUACAGUAUUCGAAUAGGCGCACCGGUUGGUGCCAAAGAUCAAGGCUUCAGUUUUACACUUUUCACUCCGGAACGGACGUACAAUCUCUCGUCACAUAGUGAGCAGGAUCGAGACGAGUGGAUGACGGUGAUUCAAAGGAUACUGGAAAGACCACUAAGCCCCCAGGACAGUUCAAUUUCGGCGCGACUCAUCCGAAAACGUGGUGGAACCAAUUCGAUAAAUAUUUUUACCGGCAGGUAAUAAUUUUUGAAUUUGUUUAUUAAUUUAGUUGGAUAAGUUUUAGCGAACUAGAGGAUGCGGAUUGUGAAAGCAAGAUUUAUAUCCAAUAUUAAUGCAGCUAAUGUAGAAGAUAGUUCUUCGCGCUCAGUGCUAACGCAGGCAGAAGUACGAAUAUCGUGCGAAAGAAGGUUAUACCAACAAUGUAUAUUUUUUAUUCGAAUGUCUUCAACCUGUAAGUUGGGCAGAAGGAUGUAAGUCACACCCUUUAGUUUCGAAAAACAUAAACCUCCUCUUGCUUCUAGCCGUGUUCGUAAGUAAUGUAUAAAACAACUGCACGAUUAUUUACUCCUUAUUAACGCUUCACCCAUGCAGUUGAAACGGGGUAAGGAGAGGUGUAUAAUCAUCUUAACAUAACCUUUAUAGUCACGCAUAUACACAUGCGCAGGGAUAGGCAAUGCACACUCAAAUACAAACACAUACAGGUGCAGCAUGAUAUGCACCGAGUAGCAAAUAAUUCAUAUCCUUUUAAUAUCAGCUCUUUUGGUUUUCCCUCUUAGACCAGAAGACUUUUUUUCUCUUCUUAUUAAUGCCUAUAGGAUUAGUUUAUUGAUCGCUUUCAAAGCGAAAUACAUUUACGUGAAAAGAGCAUAACGCAAUUAAUUUAUUUGACAUGGCUAUAGAAGUAAGUUGCUAUAAGAAACCGAGAUUUACACGGCUUUCUUAAUUCACUGUUUAUGAAACAGUAUGCUAACCAAUUUCCUAGCAAUCAAGAACAUUGAGCCGGUAGCUCACAUACGGACUUAGCAUACACACUCACACUGCCUGUUUGUUCCUCUGGUUAGGGGUCACAACUUUUAAUCCAUAGUUUGUCCCAAAGAGCCGGAAAAAUACGAAUUAUUGAUAGUAAUAUAUUUUGUACAAAACUUUACAUCUCCCACCCCAACUAUAAGAGUAGAAAAUAACGAUGAGGUCGAUUUUCUACCUGUGGAUAUGCUGCUAGACAACAUUUAUUAUUGAAUCUAUAUUUUUUACCACCGAAAUAUGCUGUUCAUAUGGGACUUUUUGGCAUUGAUUUCUCGUGUAUCUUGUGUGCACGGCAGUUGGUUAGCGAAUUAAAGUUCUAUUACACAGGUAGCCUACAGACUUGUCAUCCUUUUAAUGAUUUUUCAAAAACUUUAAGUUAUGCGUGGAAUAAAAUUAUUUAUAGUAUUUUCUAGCGGUAAUAGAGGAGAUAGGUCAUGUUGCUGCUCGUACCGAAACUUGAUAAGUCUAUGUUUCCUCAAACUAAGAUUAUGAGUUAUGUAAAUGUAAAAAAAUCUACCCAGAUCCAAUUGCGACAAACUAAAAUAGCCACAGAAUUGAACGUUACAAUAUAAAUGGAAUUUGCAAAAAAUAGGCCCCGAUUGUGUUUUAUGAUGCGAUUUGAAAUAUAUGAAAUCUUAAAAUCUGCACCAGAAACGCAACCGUCAUGAAAGAAUGAGUUAUUUUGUAUGAUGGAACAUGUUUAAAUAUGUUUAAUACCUUUAAAUGUGUCAGUCGCAAAUUGACCUGUACACUAAAACUCAGGAGCGAAUUAGCAAAAUUUUGUCUAUGCAUUUAUUUUUAAAUUAUUGCCCGUGGAAGAAUGUUAAUCUCGUGCGACAGUCACCAUAUCUUUGAAUAUAUUAGAAAAUAAUUUCAUCGUUUACGUUAGACUGCAUCAUUGGCAUAACCAUUUAUUGUGCUGUAAUAGGUUUUGGCUACAAGUUGAUUAUAAUGUUUGUAUUCUAAAAUUCAAUGAUUAGUUCCUAUGAUUAUAGCUUAAUUUACAUUAUGCACUAAACGUUUUGUUUCUACUGUCUAUACCUAUUGUCUUUACCGUUUUCGGUAUAUGUUACAAUAGCACAGUGUUGAUUUUGAAAAC
This is a messenger RNA of Wyeomyia smithii (pitcher-plant mosquito), 3564 nucleotides long. Its product is annotated as arf-GAP with dual PH domain-containing protein 1-like. Gene Ontology annotation, molecular function: GTPase activator activity; phosphatidylinositol bisphosphate binding. The transcript has 4 exons. Gene Ontology annotation, biological process: positive regulation of GTPase activity. NCBI's taxonomy places the organism in Eukaryota, Metazoa, Arthropoda, Insecta, Diptera, Culicidae. Bases 531 to 1682 code for a protein of 383 amino acids. The record is from RefSeq and is a predicted model, not a curated record. Gene Ontology annotation, cellular component: plasma membrane; intracellular membrane-bounded organelle.